AUGGCGUUUAAGGACGUGCGAGAUCUGGGGGAGCAGCUGAAGUUGCUGGGAUAUCCGAAUCACAUUCCAGUGUCCGUUUUAAAUACACCGUACGGCGGGCCGGAGAGCUUUAAAGCGUACUCGGAUGUGCUGCAGUGGCUAAUCAAUCGAUUGGAGCCAAACCAGGCACUGGCCGGUGGAUCUCGCACUGAGCAGGAGCGCAUACUAUUCAUACGUUCGGCGACCGAGUUUCUCGUUACGAAGUCAAGCAUCAAAAUGAAUCCUAGAAAGCUGUACGCCAGUUCUACGGCUGCCUCGCUCGAGCUAUUGAAAGUCACCACACUGCUCAUCUCGUCGCCCAAAGUAACCGGCAAGGAGGAAGAAUCGAUCAAAUCGCACUUAGAGAUCGAUUUUUCGGAUAAAAUCAACGACCUUAAAACAGUAAGGGGUUUGUCAUCAGAGCUAACAAAUAAGGGCGCACUGCUGUAUGAUCUGCUCGUGAAGGAGUUGGUAAACCGAGAAAUUCGUAACGUACAAUCCACUCGACCACUAGAGUUGUCGGUGGCAGAAAAGGUAAUUAGAAAUGCAAUAUCUGCCAUACAGUCAAAGCACAGCAGCAUCAGAACGGCGUUGCAAUCCGUAAAGGUUGAGAACGCAAACCUGGAGUCCAAGAUUUAUCGAAAAUCGUCGGAGUUGGAGCGCUCGAAGCAGCGACUGCAAGCGCUACAAAAAGUACGCCCGGCAUAUUUGGAAGAGUUCGAGAAGCUAGAGGCGGAGCUAAAGGGACUGUACGAGCAGUAUAUAGUGCGAGUCAAAUGUAUGGAUACAUUAAGGGCACAGAUCAUCAACAAAAACCGAACCCCAACGCCAACGUCUCCGAUCGCCAGAAUAACCGACAGUAGCAUGACCAUUCUGCCCGAAGGGCUAAUAGAAUCGGAAGAUGGGCAUGAGCAAGAUGAUGAAUUCGAUGAGCACGACGACGUGAAGUUGAAAACGGAUCGACGCGUGUUGAGAAGUGAGCUGCUGAACCGUGACCGGACGUCCACCAGAUUCCGGACGCGCGUUAGUGAGGACUUACCCAGCGGCAAAGAGCGUGUCAAAAUGAUCGGCAGCAUCGAAGACGAGCUUGGACCACUCGACAGUUCGAUGAGCUCCGGGGAGUCUGAGAGUGAUUUGGAAAUGGGAGAAAAUGGAUUACUGGAUGGUAGCCUUCGCACCGAUGACGAUGAAGACGAAAGCCUCACCAAAAUGCCCAGGGAAAGCUCAACAAUCAAUCGAAGUUCAAAGCAGGAUCUUAGUGAUGAAGACUUCUAA
Anopheles bellator is the source of this 1293-nucleotide messenger RNA. It is a transcript of the gene Cluap1, whose product is annotated as clusterin-associated protein 1. Lineage: Eukaryota; Metazoa; Arthropoda; Insecta; Diptera; Culicidae. Gene Ontology annotation, cellular component: intraciliary transport particle B; cilium; centrosome. The coding region runs from base 1 to 1293 and encodes 430 amino acids. Gene Ontology annotation, biological process: cilium assembly. The transcript is spliced from 3 exons. The record is from RefSeq and is a predicted model, not a curated record.